AUGAGCCAAAAGCGUAAGGCGGGGGACGAAGAGUAUGACGACUAUUUUGUGCAGAGAGAGCAGGAGGAAAGUCGUCUAGCUGAGCUACGCAAAAGGCGCCGUGAGAAACUGGCACAGCUGGCGCCUCCCGUGCCGCCACCUGCUCCGCCGCCGAUGCCAGAGCCUGAAGCGCCCCCCCGCCAAGCGCCUGAAGCGCCCCCCGAGCCACUGGAUGAUAUGUUUGAUGUAGACAAUACGGCAUGGUCCGGACGUGAAGAGCCUGCGAAAGCGCCGGAGCAGCAGGCUUGGAGUGGGACGGAAGAUUUUGGUGGCGCCGAGGGCGCCGCUGGACUGCACGACAAUUGGGACGACCCGGAUGGAUACUAUCGCGUCAUGCUGGGCGAAAAGCUCCAGCAGCGAUAUCAGAUCUUCGCCAUUUUAGGGCGCGGUAUAUUUGCCACGGUCGUUCGUGCGCGCGACUUGCAGCAGAACGGUCGCGAAGUCGCUAUCAAAAUCGCGCGGAGGCAGGAGACCAUGCACAAGGCAGGAAUGAGGGAGAUCAGUAUUUUGCAACGCUUAUCUGAAGCGGAUCCAGAUAACAAGAUGUUCAUCGUGCAUUUUUUCACUCACUUUGAGCACCGGGGUCACCUGUGUAUGGUGUUUGAGUCCUUAGGACUCAAUCUGCGCGAGAUUGUCAAGCGAUUUGGCAAGGAUGUAGGUCUGAAUCUACAAGCGGUGAAGACAUAUACGAAACAAAUGCUGCUGGCCUUGGCCUUGCUUAGGGAAAAACAAUUCGUGCAUGCGGAUAUAAAACCAGACAACAUCCUCGUGAAUGAGGCCAAGACCAUUGCCAAGCUUGCCGACUUUGGUUCGGCCUCCACCGCAUCCGAGAUGGAGAUUACGCCGUACCUCGUGAGCCGAUUUUACCGUGCCCCUGAAAUCAUCCUCGGGCAGCCGCACGGAUGCGAAAUGGACAUGUGGUCCAUGGCCUGCACCAUCUACGAACUCGCCACCGGGCACAUUCUUUUCCCAGGGAAAAAUAACAAUCACAUGCUCUUGUUAAUGCAGAAGCUACGUGGAAAGCCGCUUGUCAAGCAGCUCAAAAAAUGUGAAUUUGCCUUGCAACACUUUGAAGACUAUCAUACCUUCUUGUCCACUGAAGUCGAUACCACCACAGGCGAGUCGAUCGUGAGGCGCGUGAAUACCACACACCCUACCGAAGACUUGCGUGCCAAGAUGCUUCCAGGUGGAACAGCCAAACACAUGCGCCCUGAAGAACUUCGGCAGACGCAGCUCCUCAUCGAUUUACUCCACCGCAUGUUGGAAUGGGAUCCAUCCAAGCGUAUCACGCCGCUCGACGCGCUCCAGCACGCGUUUGUCCAAUAG
Malassezia restricta is the source of this 1365-nucleotide messenger RNA. Its product is annotated as serine/threonine-protein kinase PRP4. Gene Ontology annotation, molecular function: protein serine/threonine kinase activity; ATP binding. NCBI's taxonomy places the organism in Eukaryota, Fungi, Basidiomycota, Malasseziomycetes, Malasseziales, Malasseziaceae. The transcript has a single exon. The record is from RefSeq and is a predicted model, not a curated record. Bases 1 to 1365 code for a protein of 454 amino acids. Gene Ontology annotation, biological process: peptidyl-threonine phosphorylation; peptidyl-serine phosphorylation.